This is a messenger RNA of Colossoma macropomum (tambaqui), 1220 nucleotides long. RefSeq names its product lactamase, beta 2 (gene lactb2). The transcript has 7 exons. Gene Ontology annotation, cellular component: mitochondrial matrix. The coding region runs from base 169 to 1032 and encodes 287 amino acids. Lineage: Eukaryota; Metazoa; Chordata; Actinopteri; Characiformes; Serrasalmidae. Gene Ontology annotation, molecular function: single-stranded RNA binding; RNA endonuclease activity. The record is from RefSeq and is a predicted model, not a curated record.
ACAGUUUGGAAACGGAACUAAAAUGUUUGUUUUGAAGUCCGAAGUGACAGUCUAACCAUCUGGAGCAAAGGUAAUACGGUCAAAUGUUAAGUUCUAGUUGUGCUUUAUAGAAAGCGAAUAAUAGUUUUCUGAGAGCGUGGUCUGCAUGCACCCGAUAACCGGAGAAAAAUGUCCGCCGUGAUUCCUCGCAUCGAGCAGCUUUCCUCCAGAGUGGUCCGUGUUCUGGGCUGUAAUCCCGGACCUAUGACGCUGCAAGGGACCAACACGUACCUGGUGGGCACGGGGAGAAGACGUGUGUUGAUUGAUACAGGGGAGCCUUCUGUUCCUGAGUACAUCAGUAAUCUAAAGGAAGCUUUGCACCAGAAUGACACCUCCAUCCAGCAAAUCCUUGUUACACACUGGCACUAUGAUCAUGCCGGGGGAGUAUCAGACAUCUUCACACACAUACACAAAGACUUGGAGGUGAGUAAACUCCCUCGCUCUCCUCCUCAGCCAGAGGGGAUUGGAGAGGAGAAGAGGAAAUACACAUACCUGAAGGAUGGAGAUGUGAUAAAGACUGAGGGGGCUACUCUACGGGUGUUGUUCACCCCAGGCCACACUGAUGACCACAUGGCUCUGUAUCUGGAGGAGGAGAAGGCAGUGUUUUCCGGAGACUGCAUACUGGGGGAGGGAACGGCUGUGUUUGAGGACCUACAUGACUACAUGCUCUCACUGCACACACUACUUGAUGUCAAUGCUGACCUCAUCUACCCAGGUCAUGGUCCUGUUGUGUUGAGCGCAUGCAGUAAGAUCCGGGAAUACAUCACUCACCGUGGUGCUCGCGAGCAGCAGAUUUUGGACGUGCUCAGAGAUAAUGCUGCAGAUGCCUUCAGUUCCUCUGCCUUGGUUAAACUGGUUUAUAAGGACACACCUGAGCACUUACAUCGUGCUGCAGAAAUCAACUUGCUUCAUCAUUUAAAAAAGCUACAGAAAGAGGGAAAGAUCUUUCUGGUUGGAGAUUCAGAGGGGAAGAAGUGGAAAAGCAACCUGUGACUGCCUGCCACUGAUGAUUUAACAGAUAUGAUACGAUUUAACAGAUAUUGUGGCUCUGAGGAUACUGCUUGAUGCAGUAAUACAGUCCACGUGUUAGUGCUCAGUGUCUUUGGUUCACACUGUAUCUGAAUUUUUGCACUUAGUCUGCUUACUUGCCUUUUCAAUAAAUUCAUCACAUUACCGUGUUA